UUCAGUUUUAAGAAAUGGGUGACAAGUCAGCUAUCACUCUUGACGGGAUCAAGAACGAGACUGUUGAUUUGGAGAAAAUUCCGAUCGACGAAGUGUUUGAACAGUUGAAAUGUACCCGGGAAGGUUUAUCCUCCGAGGAGGGGAACAACAGAAUUCAAAUAUUUGGCCCCAACAAACUAGAAGAAAAAAAGGAAAGCAAAAUUCUCAAGUUUUUGGGGUUCAUGUGGAAUCCGCUCUCAUGGGUUAUGGAAGCCGCUGCUAUAAUGGCCAUUGCGUUGGCUAAUGGCAGCGGCCAGCCCCCGGAUUGGCAAGACUUUGUUGGUAUUGUUUGCUUGCUGGUCAUCAACUCCACCAUCAGUUUCAUAGAAGAAAACAAUGCUGGUAAUGCUGCUGCCGCUCUCAUGGCUGGUCUCGCCCCUAAAACUAAGGUUCUUAGAGAUGGAAAAUGGAGUGAACAAGAGGCUGCGGUUCUGGUUCCAGGAGAUAUUAUCAGCAUUAAAUUGGGAGAUAUCAUCCCUGCUGAUGCGCGUCUUCUUGAGGGUGAUCCGUUGAAGGUGGAUCAAUCUGCACUCACUGGAGAAUCACUUCCUGUGACCAAGAAUCCUGGGGAUGAAAUUUUCUCUGGUUCAACCUGCAAACAAGGUGAAAUCGAGGCUGUGGUUAUUGCAACCGGUGUUCACACCUUUUUCGGAAAGGCUGCACAUCUUGUGGACAGUACCAACCAAGUUGGUCACUUUCAGAAGGUGCUUACUGCCAUUGGAAACUUCUGUAUUUGUUCGAUUGCGAUUGGGAUGGUGGUUGAGAUCAUCGUCAUGUAUCCAAUUCAACACCGCAAGUAUAGAAAUGGAAUUGACAAUCUAUUGGUACUCUUGAUUGGGGGCAUUCCAAUUGCUAUGCCUACAGUUUUGUCUGUGACAAUGGCUAUUGGUUCUCACAAGCUGGCUCAGCAAGGCGCCAUCACCAAGCGUAUGACUGCCAUCGAAGAAAUGGCCGGUAUGGAUGUGCUAUGUAGUGACAAGACAGGGACACUGACUCUCAACAAGCUCAGUGUUGACAGAAACUUGGUUGAGGUGUUCGCAAAGGGCGUGGAAAAAGAUCAUGUGCUCCUGCUUGCAGCCAGGGCUUCUAGAAUUGAAAAUCAAGAUGCCAUUGAUUGUGCCAUUGUUGGAAUGCUUGCUGAUCCGAAGGAGGCUCGGGCCAAUGUUAGAGAGGUGCAUUUCUUUCCAUUCAAUCCUGUGGACAAGAGGACUGCUCUGACAUAUAUUGACUCUGAUGGCAACUGGCAUAGAGCAAGCAAAGGUGCCCCUGAGCAGAUCUUGAACCUUUGCAAUGCCAGAGAAGAUGUUAGAAAGAAAGCGCAUGCUAUUAUUGAUAAGUUUGCUGAACGUGGGCUUCGGUCAUUAGCUGUAGCAAGACAGGAAGUGCCAGAGAAAAGGAAAGAAAGUCCUGGAGCACCAUGGCAAUUCGUCGGUUUGCUGCCACUCUUUGAUCCUCCAAGGCAUGAUAGUGGUGAAACCAUCCGCCAGGCUCUUAAUCUCGGCGUGAAUGUCAAGAUGAUUACUGGUGAUCAACUUGCAAUUGCUAAGGAGACUGGCCGAAGACUUGGGAUGGGAACAAACAUGUACCCUUCGGCUUCUUUACUUGGCCAAGAAAAGGAUUCAAACAUAGCCGCCCUUCCUGUUGAAGAGUUGAUUGAGACUGCUGAUGGGUUCGCUGGCGUGUUUCCAGAGCACAAAUAUGAAAUUGUGAGGAAGUUGCAGGAGAUGAAGCACAUUUGUGGAAUGACUGGAGAUGGUGUCAAUGACGCUCCUGCGCUGAAGAAGGCCGAUAUUGGUAUUGCUGUUGCUGAUGCUACUGAUGCUGCAAGAGGGGCUUCUGAUAUCGUACUCACAGAGCCCGGAUUGAGUGUUAUUGUCCAUGCUGUGCUGACUAGCAGAGCGAUUUUCCAGAGGAUGAAGAAUUACACAAUCUAUGCAGUCUCAAUCACAAUUCGUAUUGUGUUUGGUUUCCUGUUUAUUGCUUUGAUAUGGAAGUUUGACUUUUCUCCGUUCAUGGUUUUGAUUAUUGCCAUUCUAAAUGAUGGCACAAUUAUGACAAUCUCAAAGGAUAGGGUGAAGCCAUCUCCUAUGCCAGAUAGCUGGAGACUCAAGGAGAUUUUUGCUACCGGAAUUUGUUUCGGAAGUUAUUUGGCAUUGAUGACUGUUAUAUUCUUCUGGGCUAUGCAUGAUACUCAUUUCUUCCCGGACACAUUUGGGGUGAGAGAUAUAAGUGGUGACGAUAAUCAAAUGAUGGCUGCAUUGUAUCUACAAGUGAGUAUUGUGAGCCAGGCUUUAAUUUUUGUGACUCGCUCGCGCAGCUGGUCCUAUGCUGAACGCCCUGGACUUCUACUGAUGUGUGCUUUUGUGAUUGCGCAAUUGGUAGCAACUCUGAUAGCUGUAUAUGCGGAUUGGGGUUUUGCUAGAAUUAAAGGUUUUGGUUGGGGAUGGGCUGGCGUCGUCUGGAUUUAUAGUGUUAUCUUCUAUAUACCACUUGACUUUAUGAAGUUUGCCAUCCGUUACCUCUUGGCCGGGAAGGCCUGGAGCAACUUGCUCGAGAACAAGACUGCCUUCACUACCAAGAAAGAUUAUGGAAAGGGAGAAAGGGAAGCUCAAUGGGCUAUUGCUCAAAGAACCCUCCAUGGACUUCACCCACCAGAACCCACUAAUCUCUUCCCUGAAAAGGGUAACUACAGAGAGCUGUCUGAGAUUGCAGAGCAGGCUAAAAGACGCGCUGAAGUUGCAAGGCUUCGGGAGCUGCACACGCUCAAGGGUCACGUGGAGUCAGUUGUGAAGCUGAAGGGGCUGGACAUCGAAACGAUUCAGCAGCAUUACACGGUGUGAGAAGAAAGCUUUCUUGAGAGUUAUAAAAGGGAUUUGUUCAAAGACAAACCCUGUUUAAGAGAAAGUCUAUGUAAGUAGUAAUUAAAAAGUAUGAAGAUAAGGAGAGCUUUUUAUGUGUUAUAAUUCUCCUGGUCUAUUUGCUUUUCCUUUCUAUGUAUUUCAAUGUCAUAAGAAAGGACUAUUUGCUGCGAUAAAAGAGGCAAUGUAAUGCCCACGUGUUAUAUAUAUAAGUUCUCUAGCAUCAAUAUAA
This is a messenger RNA of Pistacia vera, 3129 nucleotides long. Its product is annotated as plasma membrane ATPase 4-like. Gene Ontology annotation, molecular function: ATP hydrolysis activity; ATP binding; P-type proton-exporting transporter activity. NCBI's taxonomy places the organism in Eukaryota, Viridiplantae, Streptophyta, Magnoliopsida, Sapindales, Anacardiaceae. Gene Ontology annotation, cellular component: plasma membrane. Gene Ontology annotation, biological process: regulation of intracellular pH; proton export across plasma membrane. The transcript has 12 exons. Bases 15 to 2879 code for a protein of 954 amino acids. The record is from RefSeq and is a predicted model, not a curated record.